AUGACUUGUCGUAAAGUUGGUGGUUCUUUUUUAUCCAAACAACAUGGUGGACCAGCAAAUCUUUCUGAACUACUUAGUAUCUAUCUGUCUAUCUAUUGUAGUCAGUAUCUAUCUAUCUUUUACACUCAGUAUCUAUCUCUAUCUAUCUAUCUAUCUAUCUAUCUAUCUCUUCUAUCUAUUAUAUCUAUAGAUCUAUCUAUCUAUCUAUCUAUCUGUUGCAUUCUUCUCUCUCGGUCGUUUAUUGUCUCUCUGAAACCAACACUGAUCGAAUGUGUCAUAUUUCUUUUUAUUCUUGCAGGCCAAUAUUCAGUCUUUAUCAAAGAUCUAUCUCAUUCUGUUCAUAUCUAUCUCAUUAUGUCCAUAUCUAUCAAUCUCAUUCUGUUCGUAUCUAUCUAUCUCAUUCGAUUCAUAUCUCUCUCAUUAUGUUCAUAUAUAUCGAUCUCAUUAUGUUCGUAUCUAUCUCAUUCUAUCUAUCUAUCUAUCUAUCUAUCUAUCUAUCUAUCUAUCUAUUUCAUACUGUUCAUAUCUAUCUCAUUUUCUUCAUAUCUAUCGCAUUCUAUUAAUAUCUAUCUACCUCAUUCUAUUCAUAUCUAUCUAUCUCUUUCUGUUCAUAUCUCUCUCAUUCUUUUCAUAUCUAUCUAUCUAUCUAUCUAUCUAUCUAUCUAUCUAUCUAUCUAUCAGUCGGUCAAUUGCUAUUCCGUUCAUAUCUAUCUAUCUAUCUGUCUGUCUGUCUGUCUGUCUGUCUAUUUCAUAUUGUUCAUAUCAUUCUGUUCAUUCCUAUCUAUAUAUCUAUCUAUCUCAUUCUUUUCAUAUCUAUCUAUCUCAUUCUGUUCAUAUCUAUCUCAUUCUUUUCAUAUCUAUCUAUCUAUCUAUCUAUCUAUCUGCCGAUCAGUUGCUAUUCUGUUCCUAUCUAUCUAUCUAUCUAUCUAUCUAUCUAUCUAUCUAUCUAUCUGUCUGUCUGUCUGUCUGUCUGUCUGUCAGCUGUUUUGUUUCACUUUAUUUUUCUCUCAUUGA
Messenger RNA from Acanthosepion pharaonis, 1014 nucleotides. NCBI's taxonomy places the organism in Eukaryota, Metazoa, Mollusca, Cephalopoda, Sepiida, Sepiidae. The record is from the annotation of a GenBank genome assembly.